Molecule: messenger RNA, 1496 nt
Organism: Durio zibethinus
Lineage: Eukaryota; Viridiplantae; Streptophyta; Magnoliopsida; Malvales; Malvaceae
Source: RefSeq, a predicted model, not a curated record
UUAAUAUAAACCAUAAAAACUCAAUAUUUAAUAAAUAUGGAUAACGUUACUCUCGUGACCUCUACGGAUGUCGGCGGUCUUGACUUCAAAACCGCCCUCCCUGGCCAUGCUUACCCCUAGCCAUGCAUGCUCGAAGAGCUGGCUUGCCCGAACCAAAAUAGGAAACAGAGAAAGGAUUCCUGACUUGGGUUGGAGGCCAAUGAGAUUGGGGAGUUUUCUUUGCUUGAUUUACUCUUGGGAGCACUGGAGGUGGGUUUGUGGAGCAGUAGAAUUAAGGAGUGUAGGCCAUUAGAAAGGUGGGGAUAGGGAUAGCAAGGGUUUUUGUUUGGCUUCCAAAGCUACUGGUGUUUUCGCACGGGCAAAAAUGGCUGCUGAGUUGUCGGUUGGAUAUUCCGUGGUUCAUGUUCUGAAUGAUAUCUACUCUGUGGUAACUAAGCCGCUGAUCCACUCAUCUAAGUUUCAGAAAGGAGGCCAUGACACAACAUGUCAGUCAGGAAAGCUGCCUUUCCUUUUGGAGCACUGCCAAGGCUGCAAUGUGUUUCUGGGUCCUGAAAUGAACUGCUGAGGCCAUGGUAUCAAUUUUUGGGUUUGCUAUGGUGCUUGCCAAUGCUCAAAUUGCUGCUAGGCAGAAGCCAUACCACUGCCCAAGAAUGCAUUUCUUGGCUAAAUGCUUUGACAAAUCCCUAUCUUCGAAUUAUUGCAAAGGCUUUCUAAUGGAUAGGAUUCCUGAUUUUUCUGACAUCUGGGAUUGCUGGCUUUCUCAAGCUAAAAGGCUUUCCAGUGGAAUGGACAUUGAAGAUUCAUCAACAAUGGCCACUUUCCUUUGACUUGGUUGGUAGUGGGCAGAUCAAGUUGAUGAUAAUGGCAAGCUCUGAUCAUGCACUUCAUCAGAUUGAUUGCCAACAAUUAAAGAGAAUGGCUCUUACUCACAAGGUUCCUUUGAUGAAAAAGGUGAACAAUGUAGCUUUGGCCAGUGCAGAGGUAAGUAGCAGCUUGAAGUCAUACACGAUUGACAUGUUUGCUCUUCAGGAAUUCUUAAUGAGGAGCUCAAUGCAGCGGGGGAACAAAAGCUUGUUAUGUGCCACUUCCUCUCCAUGGAUUGCUAGGUAUUUCUGUCCCCGAGCCAUUGAAAUUGAAAAAGGAGCAAAGAAUUUUGAGGACAUGGAGGUUGCAUUUAGCUGUAGUCAAGUGUUUUCAGUGAUUGCUAGCGGUCUGAGUGGGAAAACUGGCUGCAACCAAGGACCCUGCUGCCCUAAAACCGUGUGGGCCUUUAUCUUUUUAAUAAGCUGAAUGAACAGCCAAAUGCAAAAUUCUAUACAUCUCGUAACCUUUGACAAUACUUUCAGUCAUGUGCAAUGUUAUGUCUGACUCAUUAUACAGAUACGUGUAUUCGUCAUGUUUGUUAUGAUUUUUUAUAUAAAUUUUGAGAAUCAUAUGCAAAGUGAAAGGGCCGAAACGUGUCAGACAUUUAGAAUCGAACCAUUCGUCUAAGAUAC